AAUUUACAUCAAGCGAAAGAACAAGAAGAAAGGACAGCUUUAAAUUUACAAGAUUCAUUUUUUGAAACUUUAUUCAAGGAUACCGUGUUAUUUCAUGGUACUCAACCAGAUAGUGUAACUUCGAUAUUAGAUCACGGUUUAGAUGGUCGAUUCUCAAAUUCGUACGAUAAUUGUGGUCCCGCGAUCUACUUAUCUCCGAGUUUUGAAAAAUGUGAUCUUUUCGCGAGUCGACAUAACCCUUCUCAAAGGUCUUUGGUGGUUUGUGUACCUUGUGUUAAACAUUUUGUUUCUGUCGCUGAUGAAUAUGUUGUAUACGAUAAUUCACAAGUGUUACCAAUAUUAGCUAUUACUUAUGAAAAAAUUGUUCACCAAAAUACCAUAAAUCCUUUCAUAUUACCACCUUUUCAGGUGGUUUCUCCAUUUGUUAAUCAAGGUAUUAGAAAUAAUCAACCUAUUGGAUUCAGUAAUUCUACCUACAAUUUUG
Molecule: messenger RNA, 484 nt
Organism: Dentiscutata erythropus
Lineage: Eukaryota; Fungi; Glomeromycota; Glomeromycetes; Diversisporales; Gigasporaceae
Source: the annotation of a GenBank genome assembly